AUGUUGUACAUCAGGAAUGCUUUGAGACCUUCGCUGACCCGCAUGUUUGUGGCUCGUAAUGCUUCUUUGCAUACCCUUCCCGAGCUGCCUUAUGCCUACAACGCUCUCGAGCCCCAUAUUUCCGAGCAGAUUAUGAAGCUGCACCACACGAAACAUCACCAGACAUACGUCAAUGGAUUGAACGCUGCUGAAGAAGCGUACGCUAAGUCGAAGUCAGUGACGGAGAAAAUCGCUUUACAGUCUGCUCUCAAGUUUAACGGUGGCGGCCACAUUAACCACUCACUCUUCUGGAAAAAUCUUUCCCCCGUCAACGAGAACGGUGGUAAGUUGUUUGAAGGGCCCUUAAAAGACGCUUUGGAGCGCGACUUCGGAUCUGUGGACGGGUUCAAAAAAAGAUUCAACGCUGCUACUGCCGGGAUACAAGGCAGUGGUUGGGGAUGGCUUGGCUAUAAUCGGGACACGCAAAAGCUCGAGAUUGCAACGACGGCUAACCAGGACCCUCUCAUGUCGCUAACUCCGAUCAUCGGUGUUGACAUCUGGGAACAUGCAUUCUAUCUCCAGUAUUACAAUGUGAAGGUGGACUAUCUCAACGCCAUUUGGAAUGUCAUCAACUUCAAGGAGGCGGAAUGCAGGUUCUUGGAGGCCACGAAGUAA
Molecule: messenger RNA, 654 nt
Organism: Pisolithus orientalis
Lineage: Eukaryota; Fungi; Basidiomycota; Agaricomycetes; Boletales; Pisolithaceae
Product: Mn superoxide dismutase
Exons: 8
Coding region: 1-654 (217 amino acids)
Biological process (GO): superoxide metabolic process
Cellular component (GO): mitochondrion
Molecular function (GO): metal ion binding; superoxide dismutase activity
Source: RefSeq, a predicted model, not a curated record